UUCGACAUCCCGAGCGAUAGAGACAAGAUGGGCCACCAACAGCUCUAUUGGAGUCACCCCAGAAAAUUCGGUCAGGGAUCCCGAUCCUGCCGGGUAUGCUCAAACAGACACGGUCUGAUCCGUAAAUACGGACUCAACAUGUGCCGCCAGUGCUUCAGACAGUACGCAAAAGACAUCGGCUUUGUGAAGCUGGAUUAAAUAUGCUGAAAGCAGAACCGUAGCCAUGUCCACCUAGCAUCUGCCUGGGAGCCCAACCUGAAGCAUGGAGUCAACGCUUUAGAUUUCAUAAUAAAGUUUUUGUUCUGUUCCAUGUCA
Molecule: messenger RNA, 315 nt
Organism: Chanos chanos (milkfish)
Lineage: Eukaryota; Metazoa; Chordata; Actinopteri; Gonorynchiformes; Chanidae
Gene: rps29
Product: ribosomal protein S29
Exons: 3
Coding region: 28-198 (56 amino acids)
Biological process (GO): cytoplasmic translation
Cellular component (GO): ribosome; cytosolic small ribosomal subunit
Molecular function (GO): zinc ion binding; structural constituent of ribosome
Source: RefSeq, a predicted model, not a curated record